Molecule: messenger RNA, 569 nt
Organism: Hemibagrus wyckioides
Lineage: Eukaryota; Metazoa; Chordata; Actinopteri; Siluriformes; Bagridae
Gene: rps19
Product: ribosomal protein S19
Exons: 6
Coding region: 78-509 (143 amino acids)
Biological process (GO): translation; ribosomal small subunit assembly
Cellular component (GO): ribosome; cytosolic small ribosomal subunit
Molecular function (GO): RNA binding; structural constituent of ribosome
Source: RefSeq, a predicted model, not a curated record
GGCACACGCGAUUUGCCCCUGUUAACACCAAUCGGAAACCCCGUUAAACCCUCUUCCUUUUGCUGUCCGCAAGCAAGAUGCCAGGCGGUGGUGUAACAGUAAAAGACGUCAACCAGCAGGAGUUUGUCCGGGCGCUGGCUGCCUUCCUGAAGAAGUCAGGAAAGCUGAAGGUGCCAGACUGGGUGGACAUUGUUAAGCUGGCUAAACACAAGGAGCUGGCACCCUGCGAUGACAACUGGUUCUACAUCAGAGCUGCCUCCACAGCACGCCACCUUUACUUGCGUGGUGGUGUCGGCGUAGGCUCCAUGAUCAAGAUCUAUGGAGGCCGUAAGAGGAACGGCGUGUGCCCCUCUCACUUCAGUGUGGGCUCCAAGAACGUGGCUCGCAAAGUGCUCCAGGCCCUGGAGGCUCUUAAGAUGGUGGAGAAAGACCCCAACGGUGGGCGCAGACUGACCCCACAGGGAACCAGGGAUUUGGAUAGAAUCGCCGGCCAGGUGAAGAUGCACUGAAUAUUGUUUCAGCUGCAAGCAAGAAGUCUUGAAAUGUAAAAUAAACUUUGAGAACUCGAA